Messenger RNA from Colletotrichum phormii, 390 nucleotides. RefSeq lists its product as uncharacterized. The coding region runs from base 1 to 390 and encodes 129 amino acids. The transcript has a single exon. NCBI's taxonomy places the organism in Eukaryota, Fungi, Ascomycota, Sordariomycetes, Glomerellales, Glomerellaceae. The record is from RefSeq and is a predicted model, not a curated record.
AUGAAAUUCUCCAUCCCCCUACUCCUCGCCGCCUUCACCACACAAGCACUCGCCGACAGACACCACUUCUGCUGGUGCGGAAGCGACCAAGUCCCCAAAAACGACCCCUGCCUAACACAAGCCGCCUGCGCCAAAUACCCCCAAGACAAAUUCUUCGGUGUCAAGGGCAAAGAUCCGUCCGCACCGACGAUGUCGAAAUGGAGCGAGGAGAAGGCGAAAUGCUAUAGCACGCGCGCGUGGCCCGUGAUCCCGCAUCUCUUUCUCGGCGGCAACGAAUUUGAAGAUGCGUGCUUUGCUGCGGCGGCGGAUCAGGCUGUCAUUGGUGUCUGUGGUGUUUCGCCGGGAGUUAGGACGGGGGUUAAGUCGUAUUGCUCUGAGCCUUUUGACUGA